UUCUAUUUCUUUGUAAGAGUUGUUGGGUUUAGAUAAGGUUUCGAAGAUUGAAGACAAUGGAGAUCGCGCAUUUCUUAUUUGGAAUUUUUGGAAAUGCCACUGCAUUGUUUCUCUUCUUGGCUCCAACGAUCACGUUCAGGAGGAUCAUAAGAAGCAAGUCUACAGAGCUGUUUUCUGGCAUUCCAUAUGUAAUGACCAUGCUCAACUGCCUCCUUUCUGCUUGGUAUGGAAUGCCCUUUGUGUCUAAGAACAACAUUCUGGUGUCAACAAUCAAUGGAACUGGUGCAGUAAUUGAGGCAAUUUAUGUCUUGACCUUCAUCAUCUAUGCACCAAAGAAGGAGAAGGCUAAAUUCAUUGGCCUCCUCACGCUUGUGCUCACCACUUUUGCUGGCGUGGCCUUGGUGUCCCUUGUCGUUCUUGAUCAUGGCAAAUCCAGGGAGAUAUUCUGUGGCUUUGCUGCUGCUAUUUUCUCAAUCAUCAUGUAUGGCUCCCCUCUGUCUAUUAUGAGGACAGUGGUUAAAACGAAGAGCGUGGAGUACAUGCCAUUCUUCUUGUCUCUUUUUGUCUUCUUAUGCGGCACUUCCUGGUUUGUCUUUGGGCUCCUUGGUGGUGACCUUUUUGUUGCUGUCCCGAACGGAGUUGGCUGUGGUCUAGGGGCAUUGCAGCUGAUCUUGUACUUCAUCUACCGGAACAACAAGGGAGAAGCCAAGAAGCCCGCCCUCCCUGUUAAGUCAAUGCAGAUGGGUAUCGCAAAACUCCACCAAGAGAAGGAAUUGGUUGCCAAUGGAUCCCAUGUUGAUAAGGUGUAAAUGACUUCAAUAUUGUGCGUGCAAGCUUAAGUUAUAAUUAAGACACCGGGA
This is a messenger RNA of Populus nigra (black poplar), 860 nucleotides long. Its product is annotated as bidirectional sugar transporter SWEET1-like. Gene Ontology annotation, molecular function: sugar transmembrane transporter activity. Gene Ontology annotation, cellular component: membrane. Bases 57 to 809 code for a protein of 250 amino acids. The transcript has 6 exons. Gene Ontology annotation, biological process: carbohydrate transport. NCBI's taxonomy places the organism in Eukaryota, Viridiplantae, Streptophyta, Magnoliopsida, Malpighiales, Salicaceae. The record is from RefSeq and is a predicted model, not a curated record.